AGCGGGCGCUGAGUCAGGCUGCAGCCCCAGCCGGGGGCGGGGUUUGCGCCUGCGCAGUGGAGGGCGUUGGGGCGGGGCAGGUUUAUAUCAGCGGGGCGUCAGCUGACGGUCUGCAUUGCAGACUGCGGAGUCAGGCGGCGCCAUGUACGCUCUCUUCAUCCUGUCCAGCCUGCUGGGCGCUGCUCUAGCGGGCCCCGUCCUUGGCCUGAAAGAAUGCACCAGAGGCUCGGCAGUGUGGUGCCAGAACGUGAAGACGGCAGCCGACUGUGGGGCGGUGAGGCACUGCCUGCAGACGGUCUGGAGCAAGCCGACGGUGAAAUCCCUUCCAUGCGAUAUAUGCAAAGAUGUUAUCACCGCAGCUGGCGACAUGCUGAAGGACAAUGCCACCGAGGAGGAGAUCCUCGUGUACUUGGAGAAGACCUGUGACUGGCUUCCCAGCCAGAACGCGACUGCCUUGUGCAAGGAGAUAGUCGACUCCUACCUCCCUGUCAUCCUGGACAUGAUUAAAGGAGAGAUGAGCCGUCCUGGGGAGGUGUGCUCCGCUCUCAACCUCUGCGAGUCUCUCCAGAAGCACUUGGCAGAGCUGAAUCACCAGAAGCAGCUCGAGUCCAAUAAGAUCCCGGAACUGGACGUGACUGAGGUGGUGGCUCCCUUCAUGGCCAACAUCCCUCUCCUCCUGUACCCUCAGGAUGGCCCCCGCAGCAAGCCCCAGCCAAAGGCUGAUGGGGAUGUUUGCCAGGACUGCAUUCAGAUGGUGACCGACAUCCAGAAUGCUGUAAGGACCAACUCCACCUUCGUUGAGGCCUUGGUGGAGCACGCCAAGGAGCAGUGUGACCGCCUGGGGCCUGGCAUAGCCGACAUGUGCAAGAGCUAUAUCAACCAGUAUUCUGAAAUUGCUGUCCAAAUGAUGAUGCACAUGCAGGAUCAGCAACCCAAGGAGAUUUGUGGGCUGGUUGGGUUCUGUGACGAGGUGAAGGAAAUGCCCAUGCAGACUCUGAUCCCUGCCAAAGUGGCCGCCGAGAACAUCAUCCCUGCCCUGGAACUGGUGGAGCCCGUUAAGAAAGACCUGGUCCAGAUGAAGGCUGACGUAUACUGUGAGGUGUGUGAGUUCGUGGUGAAGGAGGUGGUCAAGCUGAUCGACAACAACAAGACUGAGGAAGAAAUACUCGAAGCUUUGGAUAAGGUAUGCUUGAAGUUGCCCAGGUCCUGGUCGCAGGAGUGCCAGGAGGUGGUGGACUCAUACGGCAGCUCCAUCCUGAACAUCUUGCAUGAGGCCAGCCCUGAGCUGGUGUGCAGCUUGCUCCACCUCUGCUCCCGCACAGAGCGGCCCGCACUGACUGUACAAGUGAUUCCAGUGAAUGACGGUGGCUUCUGUGAGGUGUGCAAGAAACUGGUUAGCUAUUUGGAUCACAAUCUGGAGAAAAACAGCACCAAGCAAGAGAUCCUGGAUGCUCUCGAGAAAGGCUGCAGCUUCCUGCCUGACCCUUAUGAGAAGCAGUGUGAUCAGUUUGUGACUGAGUAUGAGCCUGUGCUGCUAGAGGUCCUGGUGGAGGUGAUGGAGCCUUCCUUCGUGUGCUUGAAAAUUGGAGCCUGCCCCUCAGCCCGUAAGCCCCUUUUGGGAACUGAAAAGUGUGUCUGGGGCCCAGGCUACUGGUGCCAGAACGCAGAGACAGCAGCCCAGUGCAACGCUGUUGAACAUUGCAAACGUCACGUAUGGAACUAGAAGGAACAUUGCAUCUUGCAGAAACUGCAUCUUUUCCUACUUGUGUGUCUGGGGGAGUGAAUGCACAGAUCUACUUGACUUUGUUAUGAAAAUAGGACCCCCCCCGCCCCGCCUCCCCAUCUCUACCCCCUCAUUGUAGCAUUGCUGUCCGUGUGGGAGGCAGCCCCUGCUGACAUAGCUGCUUCAGUGUCCCUUUUCUCUUUGCUCGGCGGAUGACGACCUGAUGUGCACUGGAGGUCUUGCAUGGCACCUCCUGGAGGAGGAGAAGGGGCUCUUGAUGCUGGCGUGAGUUUCUUGGCAGGAGGCCGUCAUCCUCUCGGCUGGAGUCUUGUUCUGAGGCUGCCUCCUACCCUAAGGAAGGACCCUCUCCCCUUCCUGUGCCUGUCGGCUGCUGUACAAAGCAGCAAAACAAAGGCAGUUUCAUAGGAAAGACUAGAUGCUCAGAAUCAGGCUUUUUAAAUAAUAUAAUUCCCACUGUAAUAGCACAGAUUUUGGAAGCAGCUGCUGGUGGCUCAGGGGACAUUGGUGGGACAGAGGGUUUGCUGUCCCUGGGUCAACCCUUGAUUCAGCUUUCCAGUGUCUUUCCUGGUGAUGCCUUGUCUUGGUUCUGUGGGUUUGGGUGGGAAGGGGGACAUCUGCCUGAAUGUAACCUGCUAGCUUUCCAGGGAGUCCCGUGGGCCUGGCUCGUGUGUGUGAACGUGUAAGCAGUGGUGGCUGCCUUGUGCCCGCUCGUGUCCACCUGGCUGCUGAGGCCCUGCUUCAGCUCUGUACCCCUCCCCCAUCUUAUAGAUGCUCUUUGGACCUUUCAUUUCAAAUAAAUGUAGAUGACAAGCUCCUAAGCCUCUGGCUUCCUGGUAGAGGGCAACAGGCUGAGGGGUCUGCAGGUGUGGGGGUGGAUACUGUCUGGGGUCUUGGCUGCUAUACUUUUCGCUUCCGAAGCUUCUUUUCCACUUCUGGUUGCCGAGAGACCAGCAAAGCCAGCAAGACAUGCAGUUGCUAUUAAAUGGACUUGAUUUUUGUUUGUUUUGCACUGAAGUUUCUCUGAUUUAACAAUAAAGUUCUGUUAACCA
Messenger RNA from Propithecus coquereli (Coquerel's sifaka), 2793 nucleotides. It is a transcript of the gene PSAP, whose product is annotated as prosaposin. Lineage: Eukaryota; Metazoa; Chordata; Mammalia; Primates; Indriidae. Gene Ontology annotation, cellular component: lysosome. The coding region runs from base 143 to 1723 and encodes 526 amino acids. The record is from RefSeq and is a predicted model, not a curated record. Gene Ontology annotation, biological process: sphingolipid metabolic process. The transcript is spliced from 15 exons.